CCCAGCCAGCGGAGCGUCAAUAUUCAACCUCCAUCAUUUCAUAUAAUCGAUACUUUCAUUUAUAGGAUUACAUCGACAUCACCUGCAUUUUCCUUAUUUUUCGUCCAGAGAGAGGAGAGUGAUUUAUGAAAAGUUUUUAGGGGCGAAGUUUUCCACAAGAGGACAUUAUUAUCGGUUUAUUUCAGCUUUUAAAUUCACCAGUGGAUACAUUUGUGGGAGCAAAGUGAACGGAAUUCCGGAAUUGGGAGAAAAUGAAAAGACUUUGCGGAGUCCAUCAACACCAGCUUGUCCUGCUAUUGGCUGCUGCCUUGGCGACGGCCCUUGAUUCUUCACACAACCUGGCCAAUGAGAGGAGUUCGAUUGAAAGCACCUACGAGCUGACCAAGUACCUGGAGUACCAGCUCAAAGAAAUCAAAGACAUAUAUCUGACCUACCUAGGCCCUCCAUUCAACGAGAAGGACUUCUCCCCCCCCCGUCCCAACAGCACCGCUCUGACCCUGCCCAGCGCAGCCACCCGCCUGGAGCUGUGGCACGGCCUGGAGAACCAGGCCCGGCUGGCCCAGAACCAGAGGGCUUACUCUGUGCUGCUGGCAGCCGUCAGGGAGCUGGCCCGCUCCACCCUCUGCCCCUCCCUCAAGACCUCCCUGCUGCACUUUUGCACCGGCCUGGAUGGUCUGCUGGGCUCCAUAUCCGCACUGAUGACCACCCUCGGUUACGCACUACCUCCUUCGACUGCAAACAUGGAUAGUAACGCUGGAGAGCUGGGGCUCCCUCAGAGGGCGGGCUCCCGACCUGCUCCACUGAUGAGCCAGAGCCUCUACAGGGCCAGAGUCGGGACCAGGACAGAGUCUAGUCGUGGUAACAACCAGAGAAGAAGCGGGACAAGAGCGGUGACAGCAGAGAGGGAGGAUGGCGUCACCGUAGACCUGGUGGGGAAAAGGAGAAGCAAAGAGGGGAGGAGAGCAGAGACGACCGCCGCUGGAGGAAGAAGUGGUGGAUCAAGGGAGAGGGGAAGAGGAGGAAGAGGGAGGAGAGGGAGGAGGGAAGAGCCGGAGAACGGGAAAAGGAUCGACAGUGAGGAAGUGGACGAGGUGGAGCAGGACGGAGGUGAGGAGAGAUGGGGGACGAGAAGGUUGCUGAGUGUCAAUGAGGAUGGAGAGGACUGGAAGUCUGAACCCAGGGGGGAAGAGUCGCCUGGCACAGAAAACACUGACCAUCAAUACAGCUACAACAUGAACUCUCCUCACAUGGACACACUCAGGAAGGAGGAUGGCUUUAUUGUAGAGAGAAGCAGAGGAGCAACGGCGGAGGAGGAGAAGCAAACAAACAUGGAGGCUAUCUCGUACUCCUCCACCAUCCAUCAUCAGCGUCGGCCUCCUCGCUCUCUCCUCUCCCCCUCCCUCCAACCUCCCCUGUCCACCCUCUCCUUGCUCUACCAGUUCGGAGCGGGUGAGGAGCACACCCUCCUCUCCCAGCCUGUCCCUCUCUCGUUACAAAGGGGCACGUCCCUCCUCUCGCCUCCUCUGACCCCGCUCCUUUCCUCCACCUCCUCUGCCUCCGCUUCCCUCUUGUCGGUGCGGCCCACGAUGAACGACUUUGCCAGGAAGGUGGAGGGGUUUUGGAUAUUGAGAGAGCUGCAGAGUUGGUUGUGGCGGUCGGCGAAGGACUUUAACCGCCUCAAGAGGAGACUCAGAGGCUGAGACAAUGAGACACAGAAGUACAUUAAGAGAUCUGUUGUUUGCCCAACGUCUGAGUGGAUCCACAUCGAGAGCUUUAAAGGACUACUCCAAUGACCAUUUGUAAUUAAUAACUUACCCCGUACCUUAAAUACUUGAAGAAAACCUAGUUCUUCUUGCAUGCCUUUAUGGUGAAAGCAGAAUCUAAAAAAAAUGAGAAAAUUCUUGAUGAAUUGAGUUAAACUGGGACUGUGUUUAACAACAGCAAAACUAUAUCAAACCAUUCAUUUACAAACUCUCACAAAAUUCAUACAGUUUAAUCACAUUUUCUUGUAUCCAACUAAAACUGGAAAUGUAUUCUGCACAAGUUCUCUGAGACUUUGAAACCAUUUUUGGAUUCUAUGUUCAGUGUAGAGGCAUGCACACGGGAUAAGUAACUGACAUUCAAAUAAUCAUUUUGAGGCUGAAGCGUUCCUUUAACAGGCAAAAGCACAUAAACACAUUCAUGGUUAACACAUUCAUUCAUACUGUACUGGAAUAAGUCAAUGAAGCACUAUUUGGCAGGUCUCCAGAGGCGCUAAUGGAAUAUAACACACACAAAGCCAACACAUUACCAGCACUGUCACCCGCCUGAUGUACAACAGCUCAUUGAGCGAGACACACUGAGACUGAGCUGGGUUACCGGACAGAAACAGAUCAACAGAAAUACCACUGUAGGUGGAUACACUCACUCACACACAAUCACACACACACUCAUACAGAUACACCGGGUGACGGGCAGAGAGACAAACAGUGCAUUGAGGGAAACCGGAUUCGGUGACCACCAGAUGUAUGAAUCAGCAAACAUUCAUUUUCUCGAAAGGAAGAACUUUUCGGAAUGGGUAAAUGACAAAGGGAGAGGAGGAAAUGACCAGAGCGAUGAAGAGGAGGAGACAAAGGGGCAAGAAAAAGAGAGGAAGACGGGAUGAGACGUGAGUCAGGCAGGGGAUGAGAGCUGGAAAAAGCUGACUGAGGAGUAUUGCUGAGUAAUCUGAUGUCAGCCGGUCAGUUACAGUAACUGUACAACAGCAACACACACACACACACACACACACACACACACACACACACACACACACACACACACACACACACACACACACUUACUUUUGUAUUUUGUGCCUUAACAAACCAUUCACUUUUAUGCUGCUUCUGAUUAAGUACUCACUUAUUUGUACACUUUUUUUUAUUGAAUUCAGUCCAUAGCAACACAUAUUUAAUACAGUCUUAAAGUCUUAUAGAAUAGAAUACAUUUCACUAAGAAAAUAACACUUGCUGUGUUCAGUUUAUAAGGAAAUAGUUUGACAUACAUUGGGAAAUACACUUAUUUGCUUUAUUGCUGAGAACAGAUAGAGAUAACUCACUAAAAAUGAAGAGCAGGAGAACGUUAGCUUAGCUUAGCACAAAGACUGGAAACAGAGGGAAACUGCUAGCUCAGCUCAUUCCAAAGGAGGCAGAAUCCACCUCCCGGCACCUCUAAAGAUAAUUAUUUACCAAAUAAUGUCAAAAAAUGUAAAGCACACAAAAGUCAUGUAAAAUUAACGUCGGCCACAUACAACCAUGAAACUUUGAAUAUGUGGUCAUUUACACUUGCGGUGGGCAGGUGGCAUGAGAUUUCCUAAACAAAAUAUAUUUUUUGCAUUUAUGUUUGUGUACGGAAUAUAUAUAAAUUAUAAUUGGUAUUGAUCUUAUUUUCUGAUUCUCAGAAAUAAAGCAAAAGUGUCAAACUUGUCCUCCACAAGUAAAUCCACACUCUAAAUACCAAGCAUUAGAUGUGUAUUUUUUGUUCCUUUUUAAAACAUGAAACCGGUUACUUUUUCUGUUGGUUAAUUACAGCUUGCUUAAUUUGUUUUUCAGAAACAAUAUAUUGUUCUGUCUUUACAAUGUGCCUUAGAUGAUGUGGCUAAAGGUUAUAUCUUUAUAAUAUUUAUUGAAAAAGAUGUUUAUUUAUUUUUCUCCACUGUGAAUAUACUGUAUUGUAACUCAA
Messenger RNA from Notothenia coriiceps (black rockcod), 3702 nucleotides. RefSeq names its product cardiotrophin-like cytokine factor 1 (gene clcf1). NCBI's taxonomy places the organism in Eukaryota, Metazoa, Chordata, Actinopteri, Perciformes, Nototheniidae. The record is from RefSeq and is a predicted model, not a curated record. The transcript is spliced from 3 exons. Gene Ontology annotation, biological process: positive regulation of tyrosine phosphorylation of STAT protein; cell surface receptor signaling pathway. The coding region runs from base 252 to 1700 and encodes 482 amino acids. Gene Ontology annotation, molecular function: cytokine activity. Gene Ontology annotation, cellular component: extracellular region.